Molecule: messenger RNA, 1332 nt
Organism: Lepisosteus oculatus (spotted gar)
Lineage: Eukaryota; Metazoa; Chordata; Actinopteri; Semionotiformes; Lepisosteidae
Source: RefSeq, a predicted model, not a curated record
CAGGGGCGCUGUAUAAAUGUCUGACCCUGCGCUCUGACCCCCAGCUUCUCUCCCUGUGUGUGUGUCUCCUGGAGAGCGAGCUGGGGUCUGAGAGAAGACACAUUCCUCAUGCAAGACACUGUACAGUAUAUGGCCAAUAAAGGGAUCUCCCAUCCCUUCUCUCUCUUAAUGUUGUCUCUGUCUCCGCAGGAGGAGGCUGCUCUCUACCGCCACCUGGCGGCCAUGCUGCGCCACUGCCUGCUGGUGAACUGCGAGGGGGAGGAGCAGAGGGAGGAGCUGCAAGGCCACACGGUGAACGUGCUGUCUCUGCUGCCCCUGUCCUGCCUGGACGUGCUGCUGGCGGUCAGGGUGGGCCCGGGCUCGGCCGAGUACAUGGGCAUCAACAUGGACUGCGUGGAGGCGCUGCUGGGCUUCAUGGAGAGGCGGCUGGACCGGGGCGAGAAGCUGAGGGAGAAGCUGACCCCCGUGCUGAACCUGCUGACCGAGAGCUCCCGGGCGCACAGAGAGACGCGCCGCUACCUGCGCAGCCAGGUCCUCCCCCCUCUCAGAGACGUCCUCAGUCGUCCAGAAGUGGGCUCGACGCUCCGGAACAAGCUGGUCCGCCUGAUGACGCAUGUGGACACCGACGUCAAGCACUGUGCUGCAGAGCUGCUGUUUGUGCUUUGCAAAGAGAACGUGUCGCGCUUCGUCAAGUACACCGGCUACGGCAACGCCGCGGGCCUCCUGGCGGCGCGGGGGCUGCUCGCCGGCAGCCGGGGCGGCGGCGGGGAGAGGCAGUACUCCGAGGACUCGGACUCGGACACAGAGGAGUACCGGGAGGCACGCUCCCGGAUCAACCCCGUGACCGGCAGGGUGGAGGAGCAGCAGCCUGAUCCUCUGGAGGGGCUGAGCGAGGAGGAGAAGGAGGAGGAGGCCAGGAGACUGGUCAGCAUGCUGAACCGACUGGCCAGGGAUCAGAUAAUCGAGCCGGUGGGGGUGAUGGAGGAUGGGAGGCUGGCGCCCCUUGGUGGCCGCAGAAGGAACUGCACCCCAGACACCCUGAGGGAGGAGCCAGAGGAGGGGGACGGCGAAUCGGAGAGAGACUCUGACUGAGGGGGGGAGGAGCCGAGAGAGAGGGGUGGAGACCAGGAGGAGAGAGAGGAGAGAGAGAGGAAGUGUGUCCCAAACCAGGGGGGUGAGACCAAGCUGGGGCAGAGUGGGCUUUGAGGAUUUGAGGGAGAGGGAGAGAGAGACGACAGAAAAGGGACGAAUCACAGGGUGAUGGAGGAGGAGAGUCAUAGUCAGGAGAGAGAGAUGAGCUGAAGGAGACAGAGGGAGGAGAGGAGCAUCAGG